This is a messenger RNA of Saccoglossus kowalevskii, 1599 nucleotides long. RefSeq lists its product as uncharacterized. Gene Ontology annotation, biological process: regulation of apoptotic process. NCBI's taxonomy places the organism in Eukaryota, Metazoa, Hemichordata, Enteropneusta, Harrimaniidae. Gene Ontology annotation, molecular function: ATP hydrolysis activity; protein binding. The record is from RefSeq and is a predicted model, not a curated record.
AUGGCAGAAAACCCCACAAAAGCAACACAGUAUGACGAUGCUAUAAUUUAUGCAAAGAGGGCUAUGCAUAAUAGAAAGCAAUUAUUGGGGACACAUCCUAAUACUGCCCGUAGCAUUUUCUUUGUUGGGAACAUUUACUUAAACAUGAAAAAAUACGAUGUAGCAAGAACGCACAUGGUUGAGGCUCUUAACAUGGAGGAGUGCUUAGUAAAAUCUGGUAAAUCUUUAAGUGCAGAUUGGGUUAACUUGAAGACCUCACUUCCUAAUGUGUGUCUCGUUUUAGGGAGAAAUAGAGAGAGAAGCGAGUAUUUUCGAAGAUUUCAAGAAAUCGAAAAAAUGAAAGAUGAAAAUUUGCCACCAGUUGAAGAAAAAAAUAGCAGUGAUGAAAAAUUCUCAAAUUCGGAUGACGAAGAACAAUCAACUGAAUCAAUCGAAGGUAGUAAUUAUAGCGAACAAUCGAAAAACGCGAAAAGUUCUUCCGAGGUGCAAUUAGUAAACAAACAGCGUGAUGAAGAGUUACCUCAUGGCGAAGACAGCCUAAGGAAGGAAGUAGUGAAGUCUUUGCUACGGAACCCAUCUCAAUCCUCAACUGAAACAUCGGAUGAAGAAAUCAUAUUUGAAGAUGAACACGAAGAACCUUUACUGCCAAGUUGCAGUGGUCUUCGGCAACUAACGUUUUGGCCCAACAAGCGAAAGAAAACUGUAUUGCCAUCUCAAAAAAUACAAUUAAUAUCUUUAAACAUAGAAGCUAUUUAUCAAGAUUCCGUUGCUCAGCCCAUUGUUUGCCUAUUGAAGCUAACCGAGAAAAAACGGAAAGAGAUCAAAAGGUAUGACGAUGCUAUAUUUUAUGCAGAGAGGGCUAUGCAUAAUAGAAAGCAAUUAUUGGGGACACAUCCUAAUACUGCCCGUAGCAUUUUCUUUGUUGGGAACAUUUACUUCAACAUGAAAAAAUACGAUGUAGCAAGAACGCACAUGGUCGAGGCUCUUAACAUGGAGGAGUGCUUAGUAAAAUCUGGUAAAUCUUUAAGUGCAGAUUGGGUUAACUUGAAGACCUUACUUCCUAAAGUGUGUCUCGUUUUGGGCAGAAAUAGAGAGAGGAACGAUUAUUUUCGAAGAUUUCAAGAAAUCGAAAAAAUGAAGGAUGAAAAUCUGCCACCAGAUGAAGAGAGAAUUAGCAGUGAUGAAAAAUUCUCAAAUUCGGAUGACGAAGAACAAUCAACUGAAUCAAUCGAAGGUAGUAAUUAUAGCGAAGAAUCGAAAAACGCGACAAGUUUUUCCGAGGUGAAAUUUGAAAACGAACAGCGUGAUGAAGAGUUACCUAAUGGCGAAGACAGGCUAAGGAAGGAAGUAGUGAAGUCUCUGCUACGGAACCCAUCUCAAUCCUCAACUGAAACAUCGAAUGAAGAAAUCAUAUUUGAAGAUGAACACGAAGAACCUUUACUGCCAAGACCACACACGAGAUCUCGUCUUUCGUUGUCGAGAAUAAUUUGUUGCCAGAGACUGUGUAGCUGCUGUAGAUAUCUGACUCGAAGACCUAGAAGUUUCAAGAAAGAUGAUUUCGAUAAUUGGUUUCCCAUUGAGCCUAUGGAUACCGAUUGA